Messenger RNA from Bursaphelenchus okinawaensis, 2830 nucleotides. Lineage: Eukaryota; Metazoa; Nematoda; Chromadorea; Rhabditida; Aphelenchoididae. The record is from the annotation of a GenBank genome assembly.
AUGGCUUCAGUGGAGGUUGAAACUGUAAGUUAGUUAAUAUCUUUCUGAUUUAUGUGUUUAGGAGUUGGCUCCGUAUAGAGCAGCGGUGAAGGAGAUUGGGGACAAAGUUAGACAGUUGAAAUUGGAUAAAGCAGAUGAGAACGACAUCAAAAGAGUUGUGAACGAGCUGAAGGCGAGGAAGAAGGUGUUGGAGGACAAGGUAUGGCUUUCUUUUCGUAAUUUAUUUGACUAAUUUUUUAGUUUUUAGUUAAAUUCGUUUGCUUUAUGUCUUUUUUGUAAACAUUUAAUUGGUUUUCUUAUUUUUAGGAGUUGGAAUUGGCUCCAAAAGCACCAUCUUUUGAUCGUGUGAAGCUUGAAGAUCUUCUUAAGCGAAGGUUCUUCUACGAUCAGUCAUUCGCCAUUUAUGGCGGUAUUUCGGGACUGUAUGAUUAUGGUCCGAUGGGAUGUGCUCUUAAGAGUAAUAUGAUUCAGAUCUGGAGGCGACACUUUAUCCUGGAAGAAAGUAUGUUGGAGGUAGAAUGUUCAGCUCUGACUCCAGAAAACGUUUUGAAGUAUGUUUUCUAACUAUAAAGGCGUUUUCAUCAGAUUUUCAUAAAUAAUAUGGUUAAUUUGCAUUCACCCUCUAUCUUAUGGUUUAAAAUAUAAUUUAGGGCUUCUGGGCAUGUUGAACGUUUUGUGGACUGGAUGGUGAAAGACGAGAAGACUGGAGAUUGCUUCCGAGCUGAUCACUUGAUUAAGAACUCUGUGGAAGAGAUCUUAAGCAAGGACAAGAAGCUGAGCAAGGAGAAGCGAGAUGAGUUGGAAGAUGUACUUGUUAAGCUUGAUGGCUUCACAAGUGAGGAAAUGCACGACACAAUCAAGAAGUACGGAUUCAAGUCACCGAUUACUAAGAACAAUCUAACUGAGCCUGUGGCGUUUAACUUGAUGUUCCCGACCCAGAUUGGUCCAACUGGAGACUUUAAGGCUUUCUUGAGACCAGAGACAGCUCAAGGAAUCUUCAUCAACUUCAAGCGGUUGUUGGAAUUUAAUCAAGUAGGUAUACGUUAAAAAACCGAUUUUUUGUAAUGUUAUUAGUAAAGAUUGUGCUUAUCUAUGUUCGUUAUUUUUAAAUUUAUGUGAUAUUGUGUUAGUAAUGUUCUAAACAUUAUUACUCUAGGGUCGCCUUCCAUUUGCUGCAGCUCAAGUUGGUAGUGGCUUCAGAAACGAGAUCUCUCCUCGUCAGGGAUUGAUCAGAGUUCGAGAGUUCACUAUGUGUGAGAUAGAACACUUCUUGGAUCCAGCUGAUAAGGAUCAUCCUAGAUUCUCUUCUGUCGCUGAUUUGGAGUUGAACUUGUUCUCAGCUUGCGAUCAGAUGGACGGAAAGGGAGCCAAGAAGAUGAAGAUUGGCGACGCGGUUAAGAACAAGGUUGUUGAUAAUGAGACAUUGGGUUACUACAUGACCCGUACUUACUUGUUUUUGGUCAAUGUUGGUGUAGAUCCAAACAGAUUAAGGUUCAGACAGCAUAUGGCAAACGAAAUGGCACAUUAUGCUAAAGUAAGUUUUUAAUUUUUUUAUCGUGAGACCAGGGACGUCGCUACGGUUUUUCUCUGGGGGGGGGGAGGUCGAAAAAUUUUUUUUGGUCCACAGGGAGAGAGCUACCUGUGGACCGAUUUUUCAAAAAUUUUUUUUUUCGUUUUUCCGCGUACAGGUACCUGCCUCUGGAUUUUUUUUCGGAUCGGUUCUGGGGGGGGGGAGUCACCCCGAACCGAACCAAAAUUUAAUCAAUAUUAUUGUAGGAUUGUUGGGACGCCGAAUGUUUGACAUCUUAUGGAUGGAUUGAAUGUGUUGGAAAUGCCGACCGUUCAUGUUACGAUCUUCAAGCUCAUGCCAAGGCUACUAACCAGCGUCUGACUGCUGAGAAAAAGUUGGCCGAACCUGUUCAGAUUACUGUAACGAAGGCUCAUCUGAACAAACAAGCGAUUGGAAAGAAGUUCAGAGGUGAUGCUAAGGCUGUUACACAAGAGAUUGAGAGUUUGGACGAAUCCGAGCUUCAGAAGGUUGGAGAAAAACUUAAAGCUGAUGGGUAAGGUCUUUUAAUGAUUUAAUAAAGUAAUCGUUGUAUAUUUGACUAUAUUUUUGUGUGUUAAUUUCUACUUUUAGGAAGUACGAUGUCACGGUGGAAGUAAAAGGAGAAAAGAAGACCUUCACCCUCACUUCAGACGAACUUACUGUAAAACAAGUUGAAGAAGUGAAGCACGUUCAGGAAAUCGUUCCAUCAGUUGUAGAACCGUCUUUCGGUAUUGGUCGUAUUAUGUACGUCGUUUUGGAACAUGCCUUCAGGGCAAGAGAAGGAGAUGAACAGCGCAACUACCUCGAACUGCCUGCGAUCGUAGCCCCAAUCAAGUGUUCCUUGCUACCAAUCAGUGCAAACGAGAAGCUAAACCCGCUGAUUGAGGAAGUCAGAAGAGAGUUAGGAAGAUACGAACUCAGCCACAAGGUAGAUGACAGUGCAGGAUCGAUUGGCAGAAGGUAUGCUCGUACUGAUGAGAUUGGAAUACCUUUCGGUAUUACUGUGGACUUUGAAAGCGAGAAACAGCCUCAUACUGCAACUCUACGUCACGCCCCAACAAUGCAACAGAUCCGGUUAGAAGUAAGUUGACAUUUGUGUGGUUUUAUAUGAUUUAUAUUGUUGAAUAUUCUUGUUGUAAGAGUAAUGUUGUGAUUGUUAUACUGUAAAAUUGCUUUUAGAUUUCUCAAAUUGGCCAAGUCGUGUCCGAUCUGGUCAACAAUCGUCGCGAUUGGGCCCAAGUAUCAAAGGAAUUUCCUGCGUUCACCGCUGCUGAAAACUAA